AUGACGCGAGAGGAAUUGGACUUGCCGUACGGUGAUGGAUCCUAUAAGGUAUUUGGCAUGGAAAACUUUGGCAACUCGUGCUAUUGCAACUCCAUUCUCCAGUGUCUAUUCCAUACCACCAAGUUCCGUGAAAAACUUCUUCGCUACAAGUAUGAACCUCAUGAUAGAGUAAGCUAUGUUCAAGGUCAAAGUACACACAAUUUUACUUUCAAAUAUGAACAAUUGUACCAAAAGAGACUCAAGGAACAAGGCAAGGUGCCUGAAUCAUCCACCAGUGGAAGCGGCAAUGGAGCUCCACCGCUUACAAGUCGACCUUCGAUACGCAAUUCAAUUUUUGGUAAAUUCAGCUCGAAUUCAACCCCAACAACUACCGAUGAGCCCUCUCCCAAUGUUCCUGUGAGAAAGCUAGACUACGUUUACGACGCAGGGUAUUGUGAUGCCUUGAACUCGGAACAGCGUGCAAUGAUAAAGAAACACCCUGAGCUUCACAACUUGCAGAUAUUUGUCACAAGACCUCUGCCGUCAACUGCUUCCAUGGCGAAUGAACCGCGUAACGACAAUUCCACGUCCUCGACGGCAUUGCUAGAAGGCGGGAAUAACUCAAAUACUAGCGUGAAUGCCGCCGAUUCUUCUGCUCCAAUAACGCCACGGCUGUGCUUUGUGGUGGUGGGAAUCCCGCAACCGGAGACAGCACUUGUCAAUCCAAUUAAUCCCUUCAACCCAAACCCCGCCAGUGAUCAGCGUAAAAGGUCUGCCCUCAUAAAUGGUCCCAUAAUCAAUUUAGAUCACCCAUUACGUCAGUCAGAUGGCCGUUCGCCUGAAACAGCAUUAUUAUACGCGCUCAAGGAUAUUUUUGAAGCUAUGGCAGAGAACAAGUCUAAAAUUGGCGUGGUCUCCCCUAACUUCUUCAUUGGGAAGCUCAAGGAAAAGAAUGCAUUGUUUCGCCAGGUCAACAUGCACCAAGAUGCACACGAGUUUUGCAAUUACUUGAUUAACGAGACAAUCGAAAGCAUCAACCUUGAAUUGGGGGCUGCCAAGAAUUGGUGUACAGAUAUUUUUCAAGGCACGAUCACUAACGAGACAAAAUGCCUUUCAUGCGAGACUGUCACUUCCAAGGACGAAACUUUCCUUGACCUUUCGAUAGAUAUACCUCCGGGAGACUCAGCCUACUCACUCACUUACUCCCUCAACAAUUUCUCCAGGCUGGAAAUUUUAAGUCACCAAAACAAAUUCUACUGCAACACAUGUCUGUCAUUGCAGGAAGCCGUCAAGACGAUCAAGCUUAAAAGCACGCCGGACGUGUUAAUCAUCAAUUUCAAGCGGUUCAAAUAUGAUGACAAAGUCGAUCGUAUGGUGAAGUUAUUCGACUCCAUAUCAUACCCUUUACGUUUAAGACUUUUUAAUACCACAAAAGAGCUGGAGAAAGAAGUUUCUGAAGACGAUUAUCUGCGCCUGGAUUCGAAACUAUAUGGUCUCUACGCUCUUGUGGUUCACAUCGGUGGUGGACCAAUGCAUGGUCACUACGUCGCAUUAUGCAAAUGCCAAGCUGGACUCUGGUUUUUGUUUGACGACGAAACAGUUGAAAUUGUGGAUGAAUCUUAUGUUUUACGUUUCUUCGGCGACGGUCCCGGUCUAGCCAGUGCAUACAUUUUGUUUUACGAAAAAGUUGACACCAAAAUCGGAAAGGAUGGAGAGACGCACGACUUCGGGAUCGACAUCAACGCAAUCUACAAUGGCCAAGAUUACUCUUUGUCACUCAUGAAACCAAGGAAUGAGUCUGAAUCGAGUGUCCCUGUCUCGCGACCCAUGAAUGGCUCGUUGGUGGAGGAUCAAAACGACGAGGACAGCGUGAGAGACUUUGUUCCUGAAUCGCUGGUGUCAUUAGAGAACAGUUCGAUUGGCUUAAGCCGCAAGACAUCCAUCUUCAAAAAGACGUUUAUGUUUGACAGCAACAAGGACAAUAACGGCAUCAAUGACCAGGCGACAAGAACAGCCUCUAGAGCAAGUUCCAACAAGGAUGGUGUCGAGAACAUGCCUCCUACUCAGAAUGCAUCAUCCUUGACGGAGCCCAAAUUGCCACCUCCAGUCAUGAAGAAAUCAUGGGUCAAUGGUCUUAAACGCAGAGAACUGAAGGUGGAAAUGUACGACAACGAGAGAAAAGGAUCACAGGGAAGCAUUUUGACCAAUAACAGCAACAAGACUGCCGAGAGCAAAGAGGAAAAGAAGAAACGUGGGUUCUUUUCGUUUAAGAAGAAGUCGAAGUCAUGA
Molecule: messenger RNA, 2268 nt
Organism: Candidozyma auris
Lineage: Eukaryota; Fungi; Ascomycota; Pichiomycetes; Serinales; Metschnikowiaceae
Gene: UBP13
Product: ubiquitin-specific protease
Exons: 1
Coding region: 1-2268 (755 amino acids)
Biological process (GO): protein deubiquitination
Cellular component (GO): nucleus; cytosol
Molecular function (GO): cysteine-type deubiquitinase activity; cysteine-type endopeptidase activity
Source: RefSeq, a predicted model, not a curated record